This is a messenger RNA of Acanthamoeba castellanii str. Neff, 468 nucleotides long. RefSeq lists its product as uncharacterized. The transcript is spliced from 2 exons. Lineage: Eukaryota; Discosea; Longamoebia; Acanthamoebidae. The coding region runs from base 1 to 468 and encodes 155 amino acids. The record is from RefSeq and is a predicted model, not a curated record.
AUGGGAUCGGGCGACGAGGAAGAGCGCGACAACGCCGACGACCGCGCAGUCGACCGACAGACCGCGGUCGAACUCAAAGACUCGCUUAUCCGGCUCUCCGAGCUGGUGAUGGGGGUCGCUGAGGAUCUGCGAACCCUCCAGCAUAGCAACAAGGCCUUCGAGCAGCGCAUGGCCGCCAUGGAGGCGCGCCUCUCGGCGCUGCAGCGACAUCAUCAUCAGCACAACCUCCACCACCUCGAUCCCAACCACGACCCCACCAGCUCGUCGCACCCCGACCACCUCACGCACCCACCGCAACCGCACGGAUCGCCGUUGGCUGUGGACCCUGCGCGACAGCUCGACGACCGCCGGCCUGGGAUGGGGAGCGUACUGCCUCUCCCCAACAACGUUGCCUUCUUCGCUUUCGUCUUCGUCUUUGUCCUCUUCGUCAUCUACGCCAACGCCCACAUCGGAGUUGGUGCCGUUUGA